AUGAUCAUAUGGACAUGCCAAAAUACAGACAUAAAUAGACACAAAACACAAGAAAUAUCAAAGAUAGGCGCUGUUUUGCUGGAAUUUACAGUUUGCCUGUAUUUCUAUAGGAAAAUUCUUGCAAAAAUUAUAAUGGGCCGGUGGUACACAAACAUUAUUAAAAGAAGAACGCAUGUUACACGAAGCGAGGCACUUAUAUGCCUAAGCGUGGCGGAAGACGAGUUUGACAGGUUCUGUGUGCUGACAGACACGCACCCAUUCAUUGCUUCAAAGGAGGAUCUGACCAAUAAAAGCACGAAAAUACAGUAUAAGCUAGCGGACAUCCACAGAAUACGAGAGUCAGAGCCGUACCAGAAAAUGAAGCUGAAAAAAGAAAAUGCAAAGCGGCGGUGCAACUAUAGAGAUACAGGGAGAGAGUACAAGCUGGACUAUUUGUUAGAUGAAAAGAUAGACUAUGGCAGAAUACUGCUGAGCAAGUACCCGUCCUUUGAUGACAUAUAUGAAGACCUAGGGGAGGCUGUGACGAGUCUUAUAAUUACAGAGCGGCUGAUCAGAGACAAGAAAAGAGCAAAUCUAUGCAUACGGUUUGAGUCCGACAUAAUUACAAAGAUAUACAGAGAGCUUUCUCUCUUCUACCUCUACCUAAUGAUACACAGAAACUCGUAUAAAGUCUUCAUAGGAAAGGAAGGAAUCUACUACAGCACAGAAAUCAGCGGGAGUGAAAUAUUCUGGAAAGAAAGCUAUCCCUUGGCAGAUCCAGAGGACUCUUUGGGAAUAAACUACAAUGCAAUAGUCCAGACAGCCGAGUUUAACGCAUACCUCUUGGAGAAGGUAAACUUUAGACUGUUCAAGUCAAUUGGAGAAGAGUAUUUUGUAGAGUACAUUCGCUCACUCAGAAAGAGGUACACAGACUUCAUUGAGUACAUUCCAGUUGAAAUACAGAAUGCAAAAGAGAAUUUGCGUGAGAACAAUGAGUACAUGCUUGAGGAACACUUAAAACCCAAGGAAAAAGAGCCAACAACUGGAAGGUCGUUAAAGGAUGAGGAUGCAGAAAGAGAAGAAUUUGUGCAGGAAAGAGAUCCUGGUGCAUUCGGUCCAAUAGAUAUACUCAGCGAGUUCAAGAGGAUACCAAAGGGCCUGCUUAGUGCCAUUACAACAGAAAACAAGGGGAUUUUCUGCGGAGAGAAGGUCUUUCUGUGCAGCAGCACAAACACAUUAGAGCACUCGCUUACUAUGCUGAUAAUAUCAGGAGGAGGAGACAUAGUCAAAAGCGCAGAAGAAAGCACUCUUUACCUGUGCAGUGUAAUUCCGCAGAACUUCAGGGCAGAGUACAACUAUGCACACCCGCAGAUAAUCUAUGACAGCUGUAAUUUGGAGAUUCUGCAGUCGCACUCUCUAUAUAGGCCAGGGCAAAGCAUACCGCAGCAUGUCAGCCCGUAUAAAUCUAUGCUAAAGACAACCGAUCUGGACACCUUCAAUAUUUCGCAUAAGAAGAAGAGUACAAUAGAGUCUAUUAUAAACCACAGAAAAUAA
Messenger RNA from Nematocida ausubeli, 1533 nucleotides. RefSeq lists its product as uncharacterized. The coding region runs from base 1 to 1533 and encodes 510 amino acids. Gene Ontology annotation, molecular function: RNA binding. Lineage: Eukaryota; Fungi; Microsporidia. The record is from RefSeq and is a predicted model, not a curated record. Gene Ontology annotation, cellular component: nucleolus; PeBoW complex. The transcript has a single exon. Gene Ontology annotation, biological process: maturation of LSU-rRNA from tricistronic rRNA transcript (SSU-rRNA, 5.8S rRNA, LSU-rRNA); ribosome biogenesis.